AUGAAAUUUCUAAGAGUUUUGCCGAUGAUGGUCGGUUUCGUUGAGUUAAUCUAUGGCUGUAUUCAGUUUGACUUCUCACGUGAGGUGUCUUUCUUUGACAAUGCUCAAGUGAUUGGCACAUAUCCAGGAUCCUCCAGAGAAGAAUUAUUUGGCGUGUGUGCUUCAAGAUGUACCAAAGACAUUCGAUGUAACGCUAUUGACAUUUGUUCUGAAAAUUUGAAGUGCAAAUUAAUCAGAGGCUGGACACCACUUACGCCAGGAAACGUAUCUGAAGGAGUGUGUCAACGAUUUCAAAUGAUGUGUGAAGAUGGAUAUUUCUAUGACAGACAGAACGAAUCUUGUCUUCAGCACUAUUAUUGCGACUUUGAGAGUAAUCCAGAAUCGGCUUGUUUUCUCCCCGAGAGUCUAUCGGACGAAUUUGAUUGGACCAUUCUUACGGGUUCGACACCAUCUGUAGGCACGGGUCCUACCUCAGCGUACCAUGGAUUGCGUUACAAAUACAUUGAAACAUCCACAAUUGUGCUGGGACAAAGAGCAAUACUGGAGAGUUCAACGUCAUUUCAAGCUAAAACCUACUGCCUGACGAUGUACUACCACAUGUAUGGGGCCACCAUAAACACUCUCACCAUCAGAACUAAGAACGGAAACAACGCCGCCAUAGACCGCUGGAAAUUGUCUGGUAACCAAGGCAACGUCUGGCACCAUCUGUCUGGGGUCAGCCUUCCAUUGGACUCCCAAACAAAAAUUAUCAUCGAGGCCACUAAAGGAUCCGAUUUCACUGGCGAUACUGCGAUCGAUUACGUUGAACUUUGGCCAUUUGCAUGCCCGUAGAAAAUGACUUCAUGAACGUCUAGUGCACUGUCAAUCAAAGUUAACAACUUGAUGAUAGUUCACCAACCGCAGAAGACGUAAACAAGACAAGUUUUUAUAUUGUUUAGAAGGAGUUUGAUGCCA
Molecule: messenger RNA, 954 nt
Organism: Magallana angulata
Lineage: Eukaryota; Metazoa; Mollusca; Bivalvia; Ostreida; Ostreidae
Product: MAM and LDL-receptor class A domain-containing protein 1-like
Exons: 6
Coding region: 1-831 (276 amino acids)
Cellular component (GO): membrane
Source: RefSeq, a predicted model, not a curated record